This is a messenger RNA of Nannospalax galili (Upper Galilee mountains blind mole rat), 1436 nucleotides long. RefSeq names its product DND microRNA-mediated repression inhibitor 1 (gene Dnd1). The record is from RefSeq and is a predicted model, not a curated record. The transcript has 4 exons. Gene Ontology annotation, biological process: germ cell development; mRNA stabilization; negative regulation of miRNA-mediated gene silencing. Lineage: Eukaryota; Metazoa; Chordata; Mammalia; Rodentia; Spalacidae. Gene Ontology annotation, cellular component: cytoplasm; nucleus. Bases 249 to 1310 code for a protein of 353 amino acids. Gene Ontology annotation, molecular function: mRNA binding.
AACGUCCACCCUACCCUGGGCAAGCCACGCCCCUGGAGGUGGUGCCCCUCCCACCCACGGGCCUUCAAGCUUUCGCGAUUUCCACCUGCGCUUCAGAGCUCACGUGCAGUGGAUGCUUCCACCCUCGAGGGGCGGGGUCACGCUCACAGCCAAUUAGAGCUUGAGGGGGGGAGCUGAGGGCAGGGAAGCUUCCAGAGGCCGAAGCCUGAGGAAGUUCUAGAGGGUACUGGCGGACCUAGGAGAGAGCUAUGCAGUCCAAACGGGAGUGCGAGCAAUGGUGUGAGAGGGUGAAUCCAGAGAACAAGGCGGCCCUGGAGGCGUGGGUCAGGGAGACUGGCAUUCGCCUGGUGCAGGUGAACGGGCAGAGGAAGUACGGCGGGCCACCCCCAGGUUGGGUGGGCAGCCCGCCACCAUCCGGGUCAGAGGUGUUUAUUGGACGAUUGCCUCAAGACGUUUAUGAGCACCAGCUGAUCCCACUGUUCCAGCGCGUGGGGCGCCUCUAUGAGUUCCGCCUGAUGAUGACCUUCAGCGGCCUGAACCGCGGCUUUGCUUAUGCGCGCUACAGCUCGCGGCGCGGUGCCCAGGCCGCCAUCGCUACGCUGCACAACCACCAGCUGCGUCCCUCUUGCCAGCUCCUAGUGUGCCGAAGCACCGAAAAGUGCGAGCUGACUGUGGAUGGGCUGCCACCAGGCGUGAGCCACCGCGCGCUGCUGUUCGCCCUACAGCCGCUGGGUCCUGGCCUGCAGGAGGCUCUGCUACUACCCAGCCCCGGGUCUGCGCCCACGCAGAUCGCGCUGCUCAAGUUCAGCUCACACCGGGCUGCCGCCAUGGCCAAAAAGGCUCUAGUGGAAGGGCACUCACGCCUCUGUGGAGAGCAGGUGGUGGUGGAGUGGCUCAAGCCUGACCUGAAGCAGCAUCUCCGCCAACAUGUUACACGUCCUUCACUGCGGUGCCUGUGGCCAGGUGGCAGCCAACUGGCCCUGACCAGGGACAACCUAGGGUUCCAAGGGGCUCGGGCUGCUCUGCAGCUGCUUUGUCACCGAAUGAAGCUGGGCAGCCCAGUGUUCCUUACCAAGUGUUUGGCCACAGGACCUGCUGGCUGGCACCGCUUCUGGUACCAGGUGGUAAUCCCUGGACAUCCAGUGCCUUUCAGUGGCCUCAUUUGGGUUGUGCUGCCCUCUGAUCAGCACGAUGGGCAUGAGGUGGCCAAGGAUGCUGUGUCUAUGCAGCUGCUAGAGGCACUCAGUGAGUCUGGGGGUGGCUUCUUGUGGUCUCCAGGUGCUGUAGCAGGUACUGUGGUUAAGCAGUGACCCCUUCCUCUCUCUCUACAGGCAGCCCAAAUGGGUAGGCACAGCAUGUGUCAAAUUCCUAGCCCAGCAGGCCUGGGCAGCCACUAUCGGUGGACCCUGUGACAGCUUCCCUGCUAGGACAGAGCC